This is a messenger RNA of Lutzomyia longipalpis, 7110 nucleotides long. RefSeq lists its product as uncharacterized. Lineage: Eukaryota; Metazoa; Arthropoda; Insecta; Diptera; Psychodidae. The record is from RefSeq and is a predicted model, not a curated record. Gene Ontology annotation, biological process: proteolysis; DNA integration. The coding region runs from base 724 to 6051 and encodes 1775 amino acids. The transcript is spliced from 2 exons. Gene Ontology annotation, molecular function: nucleic acid binding; aspartic-type endopeptidase activity.
GUAUAUAUUCCAUUUGUUCACGGUGCACGUGAAAAUAUUGUCACUCAAUGAAGUCCCGUUUAAUUUACUCUCUUUUUGCAUUUAAUUUACUGUAUUGAAAAAUUCAUGAAAUAUUGAAACUUAAAUUUAAAAUCAACGGACCGUUGGUUUGAAUCGCGGCAACGCCGCAACAUCCGCAACGUCUCACAAUCACCGUGGAGUGUUUUUGGAGAGCACUUAAUGCUACUUCCGUAUGCUGAUUGUGUGGAAAGAAUUACGCCAAAAGUGUCUGAAUAAAUUGAAUUAUUUAUCAAAUUAAAUCAUUUGCUGUGAAAUAAAUAUUUAGUGAAAGGGACCUGAGAAUUCGCUGUUUCAUUGAGAAUUGUGUAGGAGGAUCCCUGAGUAUCCAGUGAGAAGUUGCAGAAGGAUUUCGAGGCUACACGUGCCAACUCGUGCUACUUCUUAUGGGCAAUUGGAAUCACCUGAGAUCAUCCGGGACUGCAACAAAUUUUUUUUGAUCCCACAUCGCCGAAUAUUAAUAAUUAUAUGAUCUGUACAGGUGAGCUGACUAUUGUGUGAGGGAUUGAAGGGAGAACAUUGAUGAGAUUACCUUAACCACUGCUCUACCACUAUCUUUCAAGGUAUUCAUAUACAUUUUUUGGUCAUCUUCGACCCGUUGCGAUUGAAUCAGCGAGAGCUACUGGCCAUUUCCUACCGUUGUGUAGCAACUGAGAAGCAUCCAAGAUGAGUCUUGUACAACGAGAGCGUAUCCUCAACACCAUUGAGAAGGUGGAAGCCUUCUCCAUUGGCCUGAGUGCAGCGGACACCACCUACAUUGAGCGCAACUUGGUACAAUCACAGCUCAAUACGUUGAUCGAUCUUCAAGCGAAGUUCGACAGUAUUCAGGACACCGUCAUAGGCCUAAAGUCGGGUCAAGAGAAGGACGAUGAGAUCGCCUACAAGACAGCCACCGCUACAAGAUGCUCAAGGAUCAUUCAGGAGCUUACCAGCCUGUUGAGCUACUACCCGAAGGAAGACCCAACUGUCGAUAUGUCGCCUUCUGGAACGCUGUGCCACCUGAUGAAAGAAAUGAUCCAACAAAACAACAAGUUUCUGGCCAAGCUCACCCUAAACGCAAGUAGUCCUCCGCCCUUAGAUAGUCGCUCAAUUAGACUCCCUCAAAUAGAACUGCCCAAAUUUUCUGGAAAAUACUCUGAGUGGGUUCCAUUCAAAGAUCGAUUCAGAGCUUGUAUUGCAAAUCUCCCAAAUUUGUCAAAAGUUCAAAAACUCGAAUACCUAAAGUCUUCUCUGAGUGGAGAUGCCGCUUCCACAAUUGGCUAUCUUCCCACUACAGAGAGCAAUUUCGAUGUAGCUUGGGAGCUUUUGAAGAAUCGAUUUGAGAGAAAGUCAGAAAUUGUUGCUGAGCAUAUCCGUGCCUUUUAUAAUAUGCCAGCAGUCUCUCCCUCUGACCCCAAUGCCCUCCAACGCAUCACAAACAUUCUCUCUGAAUCCCUGUUAGCCAUGGACGCCAUUAAUGUCACAGGUCGUGACCCAUGGUUAAUUCAAUUCACUUUGGACAAAUUGGAUUCAGAGUCGCGGGUGCUGUGGGGCAGACAGUGUGGAAAUGAAACUCCCACCAUGCGGGAGUUCCGUGCGUUCCUCAACCAAAGAUGCCUGGAUGCCACACAUGCUGCUACUGCUCCCACAAGGUCCAAUCCACGACCCAAUUCUUCCAAUGCUAAACCCGCCAAGAACACCAAGAGACCCGUGAAUGCGUUCCACACAACAGCAGCAACAUCCAUCUGCCAAUGUUGCAACCAAUCUGCUCACCCACUGUACAAGUGUCCUCAAUUCCUUGCACAGAACGCGGUUGAGAGAUUCGAGACAGUGAAGAAGCUCAGUUUAUGUCGUAACUGUCUUGCCCCACACCUCACGAGCACUUGUACAUUCCGCAAGUGUAAGAAGUGCCAAGGCCGGCACAAUAUAUUGCUACAUGAGAAGUUCGCAGGUGAAUCUGCUGCCACCCCGCCGGCUCAGACUACAGCGCCUGCGGCCCUCAAUCCAGCACCAACUGCCCCUCAGCCUGCGCCAACUCCAGGACCGUCAUCAGCCAACCAACCUGCUGCAUACACCGCAUCAGUCCAAUCUCAACAAGCUCUUUACUCUGGCCCAAGAGUUUUUCUUGCCACAGCCAUGGUGGAUGUGCUCACUGCCACCGGGGAGAAGGUUUCGUGCCGUGCAAUCCUCGACAGUGGAGCCCAGAUUUGCAUCAUGACUACCCACUUGUACCAGAAGUUGAAGCUCCCGAAGAUGCAUUCAGAUAUUUCCGUCGUUGGCAUAGGCAAUCAGGCAAAUCCAGUGAAGCACAAAGUCACUGUUACCAUUUUCUCACAAAGAGGCGAUGAUUCCUUCUCCUUCACCUGCUAUGUACUCCCCAAGAUCUCAGGCAAUAUUCCCAACUGGGAUGUUGAUACCCAUGCAAUCCAGCCUCCAUCUCACAUCCCACUCGCUGAUCCAGAAUGGAAUAUUCCUCGCCCUGUCGACCUGCUGAUCAGUGGCGAUCCUUACUGGGCCAGUUGGUUGUCCAACACUAUCUCUCUAGGCACUGGUCUUCCACACCUCCGGGAGACUUGCCAUGGCUAUGUUAUUGUGGGUGAACACCAACCUCCUCCACAGGUUCGGUAUGUCCACCACGUCAAAGCCCUUCCCGUGCUGGAGGAAGUGUUGAGCAAAUUUUGGGAAAUUGAGGAGUUACCUGAAGAAGUGCCCAUCACAGAUCAACAGUUACAAGCAGAAGAACAUUUUUCCCAAACCUACCAAAGGGACGAAGAAGGAAGAUUCAUUGUGAGCUUACCGUUCAGGAUCCAACCUGAUGUUUUGGGAAACUCCCGUCCACAAGCCGUGCGACAAUUCCUGGCGUUGGAACGUCAGUUUGAUAAAAAACCGCAGUACAAGAAGUUGUAUACCGAAGUGAUGAAUGACUACAUGGACCGCAAAUGGCUAGAGCCAGUCCCUGUUGAAGAACUCAAUGCACCGAGUUACUACAUGCCUCACCACGGGGUCAUGAAGGAAUCCAGCACUACAACUAAAUUGAGAGUCGUGUGCAACGCCUCAGCCAAGUCAUCGUCAGGUUACAGCUUGAAUGAACUGCUUCUCAUAGGCCCCACAGUUCAGCCAGAAUUAGUCAUCAUUCUGUUAAGGUUCCGCCUAUACCAGUUUGCUAUGACGGCUGACAUUACCAAGAUGUAUCCGCAGCUGAGAAUUGAUCCUCCGGGUGCCAAUCGCCAGAGAGUGGUGUGGAGAAGUUCCAAGGAUCAACCAAUCAGAGAUUAUCGCUUCGUACGAGUUUGUUUCGGUGUAGCAUCGUCUCCAUUCUUAGCUACACGUGCACUGAUUCAACUUGCCAAUGAUUACGAGGCGGAAUUCCCAUUGGCUGCCAAGGCUCUGCGAUCCAACUUCUACGUCGACGACUGUCUAGUCUCAGUGCAAUCACUUGAGGAAGCACAGGAACUUCAGAGGCAGCUUAUAGAGGUACUUCGUCGUGGAGGAUUUUCUUUGACCAAAUGGACAAGCAACCAUGAGGACCUGCGUCCUGAAGAAACUGGCGAGACUUAUGCUGGAAUAUUUUCUGCGGCUGAUUACAUUACAAUGGCGCUUGGUCACACUUGGGACUCCAUUGCGGACCAGAUCAAAUUCCAAGCCCCUGUUGAUGCCUCAAUGGAGAUUAAGUCGAAGAGAUCCUUGGCCUCGGCCAUUGCCCAACUCUAUGAUCCUCUUGGAUUAAUAGGCCCAGUCGUCGUUGAAGCUAAAAUCAUGCUCCAAACUUUGCAUGAACUCAAGUUGGGAUGGGAUGAACCUGUGCCUUCAGACAUUCACACCCAAUGGAAAUCAUUUAUCAAAGCGCUGCAGGAUAUUAAACGUAUGUCCAUUCCUCGAUGGACUUCAAUUUUCCCUCACCCAUCACGCACUGAACUUCACGUCUUUUGUGAUGCCAGCACUCGUGCCUAUGGAGCAGCUGUCUACAUCGUGACCAGUUGUGAGGGGAACUAUCAUUCAAGCUUAUUCUUAUCCAAAUCUCGAGUAGCCCCCCUGAAACGACGCACCAUCCCACAGUUGGAACUCUGCGCCGCAGUAUUGGGUGUUGAGACGAUUGAUAAAUACAAGGAGGCUACCCAAUUUGAUGCUAUUCACUAUUGGAGUGACUCAACCGUUGUUCUGCAUUGGAUCAAUAGUCCUCCAGAUUCUUACAAGGUUUUCGUCGCCAAUCGUAUCAAGCGCAUCCGUGCUUUGACUGAAGUCCCACAAUGGCGUCAUGUUAGCACUGGGGAGAAUCCUGCGGAUUUGGUAUCCCGGGGAGCCUCACCAUCAGAGUUAAAGUCCACUGACCUUUGGUGGAAGGGUCCCGAGUGGCUGCAGCGCCCACCGACUUCUUGGCCUGCUCCGUUCAACCCAUCAGGUCAACCAGUAGACCCACAAGGAGCUUGCCUCGUCACCACGACUUCAGAUGAAUCCGACGAUUUAUUCGAUAUGCUUUUGCUCAAGCAUUCUUCUUUACCCAAAAUCCAGCGCAUUGUUGCCUAUUGUUUGCGUUUCCGCAGCUCAAGACAAAAUCCUCAAGUUACGCCAGGUAGUGCAGUUGGAGCAGAUGAGAUGGAAAGAGCACUACUUUGCCUUAUCAGGAAUGAUCAGAAGACAGCCCUACCUGAACUGUACAGAGAUUUGCAGAACAAUCAGCCAUUAUCUCGCAAAUGCAAGUCAUUCUUGAAACUUACCCCCUUCUUGGAUCAGGAUGAACUCAUCAGAGUGGGUGGUAGGCUCGUCAAUGCCAAUCUACCAUUUGCUGCUUCACAUCCCAUUCUGCUUCCCCAAACCAAGCUCACUCAUCUGAUUAUGCGUCAUGAGCACGUCAAACAAUUACAUGCUGGCGAAUCCCUGUUGUAUGCUUCUAUUCGUCAAAAAUUCUGGCCCACAGGUGGAUUGAAUACGGCGAAAAAAGUUGUCCAUGAGUGUGUGAAGUGCUAUCGCGCCAAACCCAAACCUCUUGAUCAACUCAUGGGGAAUUUGCCGGAAUCUCGUGUGAAUUAUGUUAGGCCCUUCCAUUCCGUUGGGAUAGACUUCGCGGGACCCAUUCAGAUGUUAUCUUCGGCCACCCGGGGAGCUCACUCUAGAAGAACGGGAACUCAGAAGGCCUACAUUGCUAUCUUUGUGUGCAUGGCUACCAAAGCCGUACACCUGGAGGUCGUUACCUCGCUCUCCACGGAAGAUUUCAUUGCUACAUUGAGAUGUUUCACUGCAAGAAAAGGCACACCCAGACACAUCUAUUCCGACUGUGGGAAGAACUUUCAAGGAGCUGCAAAUGAAAUUAUCCGCCUAUUCAAUCAAGAGACCGCACAACAGGAAAUUGUGAAUCGCACUCAGGAAGAUGGGAUAGUGUGGCACUUCAAUCCACCCGCAUCUCCACAUCACGGUGGAUUGUGGGAGGCGGUUGUGAAAAGCACCAAAUAUCACCUUGUGCGUGCCACUGGUGGUCUCCCUCUAACACAUGCAGAGUUGAAUACCAUUCUCUGUCAAAUAGAAAUGGUUUUGAAUAGCAGACCCAUAUGUAUGUUAUCUACAGACCCAAAUGAAGAAAGUUUCCUUACCCCCGGACACUUCUACCUUGGUGAACCAGCCAAUGCCUUACCCAAUCCCGACGUUACCCAUCUGCCGGAGAAUCGUCAAUCUUAUUGGCAACUUUGUCAAUCACGCAGCCAGAUUUUUGCGAAGAAAUGGAGGCACCAAUACCUCAAUACACUUCAACAGAGACGCCGCUGGCAACAUCUUCGCAGGAAUCUCAAGGAAGGGGACGUGGUUCUCCUUUAUGACGAUACCAAUCGAGAAUCUUCCAAGUGGUUGCUUGGCAGGAUUAUUUCAACUACUCCGGGGACGGAUGGAUUGGUUCGCGUGGUGUCAGUGCGAACAAAGAAAGGUACUUACCAGCGUCCCAUCACAAAAAUCGCCGUAUUGCCCAUCAGGGACAAUGAAGAUGCUCCACAAGAGGUUCCAGAGGAUGUUCCCGAAGGAUCACACUAGAAUUCUGGAUGUGACGCAUCUUUGGAUACGCCACACCAGCCCGGGGAGAAUGUUCACGGUGCACGUGAAAAUAUUGUCACUCAAUGAAGUCCCGUUUAAUUUACUCUCUUUUUGCAUUUAAUUUACUGUAUUGAAAAAUUCAUGAAAUAUUGAAACUUAAAUUUAAAAUCAACGGACCGUUGGUUUGAAUCGCGGCAACGCCGCAACAUCCGCAACGUCUCACAAUCACCGUGGAGUGUUUUUGGAGAGCACUUAAUGCUACUUCCGUAUGCUGAUUGUGUGGAAAGAAUUACGCCAAAAGUGUCUGAAUAAAUUGAAUUAUUUAUCAAAUUAAAUCAUUUGCUGUGAAAUAAAUAUUUAGUGAAAGGGACCUGAGAAUUCGCUGUUUCAUUGAGAAUUGUGUAGGAGGAUCCCUGAGUAUCCAGUGAGAAGUUGCAGAAGGAUUUCGAGGCUACACGUGCCAACUCGUGCUACUUCUUAUGGGCAAUUGGAAUCACCUGAGAUCAUCCGGGACUGCAACAAAUUUUUUUUGAUCCCACAUCGCCGAAUAUUAAUAAUUAUAUGAUCUGUACAGGUGAGCUGACUAUUGUGUGAGGGAUUGAAGGGAGAACAUUGAUGAGAUUACCUUAACCACUGCUCUACCACUAUCUUUCAAGGUGAGACUGCGCAUAGAGCUGCAGAGUGAGAGGGAAUUGUGCUUAACGUUGUCUUACCUAUAUCUUUGAAGGUAUUCAUAUACACCAUUAAAUAAAGAGUUUUAGAAACUUUUGAACGAAAUUUCAAGAAUAUUAAUAGAUUUUUCUGAUCAAUUUUGAAGUUAAAUUUCGCUAGAAAUUCGAAAAUUCUUUGAGUAUAUCUGUGUUAAAAAUGAAGCUUUAGUUAAUCAAAAUUCUUGUUUUUAUUUUCAUUUUUAAAUAAAUAAAUAUCCGUUCUAAAGGGAAUUCACUGUAAAUGAAAGAAUUUUUUAUCAUUGGCUAUAAGACGAAAAAAUCAAGACUUUAAAUCGUUUUAUAGACACCUCACUGUAUUUUCUUCAUUUUCUAUUGCAAAAAUAAUAAA